Molecule: messenger RNA, 3841 nt
Organism: Xyrichtys novacula (pearly razorfish)
Lineage: Eukaryota; Metazoa; Chordata; Actinopteri; Labriformes; Labridae
Source: the annotation of a GenBank genome assembly
AUGACACCUUCCCCGCUGUUGUUCCUGUUGCUGCUCGGCCUUGUAGGCGCUCAAGCCCCCGUGGACCUCCGCACCGCCGCCGCCAUGGGUAAGAACAAUGACCUCUAACCUCUGAAGCUGUUUAUAAGUACACAGUUUGUGACCUGACAUCUAACACAUCAGAAAAGUCUCUAUAAAAUGACUGACACUCAUGAGGUGGUAAUGGAAUUUUAAAGGGAUAUUCCGCUAAAUUGAUGUUUGUUACUGUAAGAAUCCGACUGAGUUUGAUUUUUUACAUGAUCAGGUUUUACUCUUACUUGGUUAACUGAUUUGGAUAACUGUACGUAAUACAAAUACGAUACAUUUUUAUUGAUUUAAAUGUUAAGUGUCUUCAGGUGUCGAUUUACCAAUAUUUAUUGAUUGGAAGUUAUCAGUAUGACAGUUUUUUAUUUGGUGGGUGUUUUCUUCUUGUUGUUUUGUGUUUUUUGUUGGUGCUCAUGCAAAGUUUUUUUGUAGUACAUUCUGUGAAGAUGUGUGUGUGUGUGUGUGUUUGUGUGUGUGUGUUCAUGUGUGUGUGUAUGUGUGUGUGUGAUAUGAAGCAGCUGGUUGGAGGGAGGGAGAGAGGUGAAGGGUGAGAAGGGAGAUCAGUGACAUUAACAGACGUAUUAGAUUAAUAAUAAAUGAUUUGAUGAGGCCACAGAGAAAAUCCAAUGCAUCCUCUUUUUUAGCUGAACUAUUAACAACAAAAUAAUGUCAAACAUUAACUUUCUUUCUUCCACAUUAAAAAAAACACCUAUAAGUUUGAUAAUUAUUAUUUAUGCAACAAAAAAUGCAUAAAUUUAUUCAUACAGGGUUUUUUUUUCUGAGUUUUCCUGUCAUUCUCAUAAAAUGAUGUCGAUAUAAUGAUCUAAAAUAUUUUUCAGUAUCUAUACUUUUCAUUAUUUGGUGACUUUUAAUUUGAUCUUUUUCUGUCCUUCAUCCCGGUUUUUCUGAUCCAGCCUCUCUCCAUCUCUCUCCACCCCUCUUGCCUCCCUGUAUCUUGUUUUUCUGUUUCCUCCCACUCUUUUUUUUUUUACCUGCCUCCAUCCUCCCCGCCUCCCCUCCUCCUCUCAAUACCUCCCUUCUCCUCAUACUCCUCCCACCUUCCCAUUUUCCCUCUCCACCAAACUCAUUUCUUUAUUUGUGUACCAUACUUUUUUGAUAGUUUUAAUUGUCAUUAAAACUUUAUGACAUGAAAACACACUUCAUUAUGUCUCUGUUUGUGCAGCUGCAGGUUUGUGCAAAACCCGUCCUACAGACAUCGUGUUCAUCAUCGACAGCAGCCGUAGCGUUCGCCCUUCGGAGUUUGAGCAAGUUAAGGUCUUCCUCGCUAAGGUCAUUGAAGGGCUUGACGUUGGACCCAACGCAACCCGUGUGGGAGUGGUCAACUAUGCCAGCCGCGUCAAGAACGAAGUAUGAGGCGGCAGCAGGCGCUCACAAGCCCAAAGCAAAGAUUCAAUGUGCUUUAUGUCACUAACGCUGCUUUUAUCCAACAUUAGGUGUCCCUUAAGACUCAUCGCACCAAAGCCGGGCUGAUCAAGGCCGUGACGAAGAUUGAGCCGCUGUCCACUGGAACCAUGACCGGUCUGGCCAUCCAGUUCGCCCUGAAUGUGGCAUUCAGCGAAGGCGAGGGCGCCCGAGUCAAAUCUCCUGAUAUCAGCAAGGUCAGACACGAUUUCACCAUAAAUUCAGCUUGUUAAUAAUGUCGAUCAGGAUUUCUCUAACUGGACUUUGUCUGAUUCUCUCCAGGUUGCCAUUAUUGUGACAGAUGGGCGUCCACAAGACAACAUAAAGGAGGUGGCUCAGCGUGCCCGUGAUGCCGGGAUUGAGAUUUUUGCCAUCGGUGUGGGUCGUGUAGACAUGAGCACCCUGAAGCAGAUGGCCAGUGACCCUCUGGAUGACCACGUGGACUACGUGGAGAGCUACAGCGUCAUUGAGAAGCUCACCAAAAAGUUCCAGGAGGCCUUCUGUGGUAAGAUGGAGGACAGAAAGAGGAGAAGAUAAGGGUGUUUUUUACAAAAGUCAGAGAAGGAGAAGAGAAAAAAGAGGGUUCAGUCUUUAGUGGUGAUUAUUUCUGUCAGGGUGGGUAAUAAGUACCCAUCAUCCCUGUGAAGAAAGCUGUCUGCUGCCCCCCUGUACUGAGGGUAAGGUGUCAGGACUGUCAUCUUCUCAUUCCAACAUAUUGUUUCCUCCCUUUUGUCCUCGACAAUACAACAAUAUGUUCCCUCAUUAAACCUCAUUCAAUAUUCUCAGUGCAUGAGGACAUCAGGGCAGGAACAGCCUCUUGGAAGGAAAUUCACUCCUGUUCUUCAGCCGGGAAGCGAGACUGAUCUCUCUGUAAUUACCGAUCCAUUAGUGACAAUCAUUAAACUUCUAAUUAGCGAUGCCCUUUGGCUCUCCCAGUCUGCGGCAGUUUGUGACUGCAGCCUGACACUUGCUCUCGGCAGCCAAUAAUGCCGCAGAGGUUUCAUCCAAGGGUAGAGCUGCAUGAUGGCAGAGCUGGAUUGUUAUUGGAUGAGCCUGUGCAUCACAUUUACAAGCAGAUGAACAGAUGUUGUUCGUUUGUGGCUCUUCCAAUCCUCCCCAGCUACUAGUUUUAAAGAUCCACUGGAUUCAUGCAUCUUUAUACGUACAAACAUUUACUCGCAGGUUGCAGUGGAUCGUUAAAAAUCAAUACUAGAAUUUCAAACUGACAUAGUCUUAUUCUCUCCCCCUAACUCCACCCUCCUCCUUGUGUGUGUGUACAUGCUCCGGCGUGUAUCCACUGUGUGCACUCGUGUGUUCAUGCACUCACACACACAGUGUCGGACCUGUGUGCCACCGGGGAUCAUGACUGUGCGCAGGUAUGCAUCAGCAGCCCUGGAUCAUACAAGUGUGCCUGCAAAGAUGGUUUUACCCUCAUGGACGAUGGUCGCAGCUGCAGUGGUGAGUGUGUGUAUGUGCAUGUGUGUGGGAGUGUGUGCGUGUAUCUGUGUGAAAAUGCUUUACGUUCACUGUGUCUCCUGAGUAACACACUCCAUUGUGCGUCUGACACCUCCAGCUUGCAGCAACUCAGCGACAGAUGUGGUGUUCCUGAUCGAUGGAUCCAAGAGCGUCCGCCCUGAGAACUUUGAGCUGGUUAAGAAGUGGAUCAACCAGAUCGUCGACAAACUGGACGUCUCUGAAAGCAAGGCUCACGUGGGUCUGGUGCAGUACUCCAGCUCAGUCAGACAGGUACGUAUCUAUCUAGACACCUGUAAAAAUCUGUUUUCUUCUUUCCAUAUCAAACUAAAUUUUCAAUAUCUCUCCUGCAGGAGUUCCCUCUGGGCCGCUACAACAACAAGAAGGACCUGAAGGACGCUGUGAAGAAGAUGGCCUACAUGGAGAGAGGGACCAUGACUGGCCAGGCUCUCCGCUACCUGUCAGACAACAGCUUCGGCCCCGGUCAGGGUGCACGACCUGGAGUCACCAAGGUGGGCAUCGUCUUCACUGACGGACGCAGCCAGGACUACAUUGGAGAUGCUGCCAAGAAGGCAAAGGAGAAUGGUAUGAAAAACGAGAUGUGGACACCAGUAGACACAACAGGAAGCUUAACUUUACAAGUCCUGUGUGAAACCUGUGUGUGUGUUAUGUCACAGGCUUUAAGAUGUACGCUGUUGGAGUUGGCAAUGCAGUGGAGGAUGAGCUGAAAGAGAUUGCCUCUGAGCCGACUGGAGAGCACUACUUCUACACGGCUGACUUUAAGGCGAUGACUCAGAUUGCCAAGAAACUGCAGAUUAACAUCUGUCAAGGUGAAAUCAGAGAAAAUAGAGACAAAAAUUUAAAUUUAGCUCAACAUUACUAG